GUGGGAACUCGAGAGAUCUCUGUGACGCCUUCAUUUUUAUUUACAAAUCAGCUGUGCCACUGUCACAGCAACAUCGGCGCAAAAGCGUGCCAAAAUCAGAAACCCGAGAAAAAAAUGGACAUGCUCGUUAUUGUCACAUAAACUCACAAAGGCAACCUUCUUCGAGAAGCAGACAAGUAUGGAGCCUGAUGCUAUAAGCAAUGCCACUCCCACGGAGGAGAUGAAUGGGGCGGGGAACCUGAUGGACUUCUUGGACGAGCCCUUCCCUGACGUGGGCACUUACGAGGACUUCCACACCAUCGACUGGCUGAGGGAGAAGUCCCGUGACACAGACCGCCACAGGAAGAUCACCAACAAGAGUAAAGAGUCCAUCUGGGAGUUUAUCAAGAGCUUGUUGGACGCCUGGUCUGGAUGGGUGGUGAUGCUGCUUAUCGGCCUGUUAUCAGGCACUCUGGCAGGCGUCAUUGACCUGGCGGUGGACUGGAUGACGGAUCUGAAGGAGGGGGUGUGUUUGUCGGCGUUCUGGUACAGCCACGAGCAGUGCUGCUGGACGUCCAACGAGACCACCUUCGACGACCGUGACAAGUGCCCGCAGUGGCAGAAAUGGGCCGAACUCAUGACUGGUUACAACGAGGGUGCUGGAGCGUAUCUCCUGAACUACUUCUUGUACGUGAUGUGGGCGCUCUGCUUCUCCUUCCUGGCCGUGUCGCUGGUGCGCGUGUUUGCCCCCUACGCCUGUGGCUCAGGAAUCCCAGAGAUUAAGACGAUCCUGAGUGGCUUCAUCAUCCGUGGCUACCUGGGCAAGUGGACGCUGCUGAUUAAGACGGUCACUCUGGUCCUGGCCGUGUCGUCCGGCCUCAGCCUGGGCAAAGAGGGCCCGCUCGUACACGUGGCCUGUUGCUGUGGCAACCUCUUCUGCAGCCUCUUCUCCAAGUAUAGCAAGAAUGAGGGCAAGCGCCGUGAGGUGUUGUCUGCGGCUGCUGCAGCUGGUGUCUCAGUAGCCUUUGGUGCUCCCAUUGGAGGCGUACUCUUCAGUCUCGAGGAGGUGAGUUACUACUUCCCUCUGAAGACUCUGUGGCGCUCCUUUUUCGCCGCCCUGGUGGCGGCCUUCACGCUGCGCUCCAUCAACCCCUUCGGCAACAACCGCCUGGUGCUGUUCUACGUGGAGUACCACACCCCCUGGUACAUGGCCGAGCUGGUGCCCUUCAUCCUGCUCGGCGUGUUCGGCGGCCUGUGGGGCACGCUCUUCAUCCGCGCCAACAUCGCCUGGUGCCGCCGGCGCAAGACCACGCAGCUGGGCAAGUACCCGGUGCUGGAGGUGAUCGCGGUGGCGGGCAUCACUGCCAUCCUGGCGUUCCCCAACCCGUACACGCGGCGCAGCACCAGCCAGCUCAUCUCGGAGCUGUUCAACGACUGCGGUGCACUCGAGUCCUCGCAGCUCUGCGACUACUACAAUAGCCCCAACAUGACGCGGCCCGUGGACGACAUCCCCGACCGGCCCGCCGGACCCGGGGUCUACGCUGCGCUCUGGCAGCUGUCGCUCGCACUCAUCUUCAAGGUCGUCAUCACCAUCUUCACCUUCGGCAUGAAGAUUCCCUCUGGGUUGUUCAUUCCCAGCAUGGCUGUGGGCGCCAUCGCUGGGCGCAUAGUUGGGAUCGCCGUGGAGCAGAUGGCGUACCACCACCACGACUGGAUCAUCUUUAAGAACUGGUGCCGACCCGGGGCCGACUGCGUCACGCCAGGCCUCUAUGCCAUGGUCGGAGCUGCUGCAUGUCUGGGUGGCGUGACGCGGAUGACUGUGUCCCUGGUGGUCAUCAUGUUCGAGCUGACCGGUGGCCUGGAGUACAUCGUGCCACUCAUGGCGGCCGCCGUCACCAGCAAGUGGGUGGCCGACGCCUUCAACAAGGAGGGCAUCUACGAGGCGCACAUCCGCCUCAACGGCUACCCGUACCUGGACCAGGACGAGUUCACGCACCGCACGCUGGCUACAGACGUGAUGCGGCCGCGCCGAAACGACCCGCCGCUGGCCGUCCUCACGCAGGACAGCACCACGGUGGAGGACGUGGAGACGCUCAUCAAGGACACGGACUACAACGGCUUCCCCGUGGUGGUGUCGCGCGAGUCCGAGAGGCUCAUCGGGUUCGUCCAGCGUAGGGACCUCACCCUCGCUAUCAGUGUAGAGACAGCGCGUCAGAAGCAGGACGGCGUGGUGAGCAACUCCAUGGUGUACUUCACGGAGGAUGCCCCUCAGCUGCCCGCCAGCUGCCCGCAGCCCCUCAAACUGCGGCGCAUCCUCAACCUCAGCCCCUUCACCGUCACCGACCACACGCCCAUGGAGACGGUCGUCGACAUCUUCCGCAAGCUCGGCCUCCGCCAGUGCCUGGUGACGCGCAGUGGGCGACUCCUGGGAAUCAUCACCAAGAAGGACGUGCUCAGACACAUGGCCCAGAUGACCAAUCAGGAUCCAGAGUCCAUCAUGUUCAACUAGACACCCCUCCCAGUGCUGGUUCUCUGGCCCCGGGAACCAAUCACAUGCCUUCAAGGACAUUUGACAUUUGUAAAUAGUGCAUUACUACUGUAACUUACCAAUCACUCACUCCAGAUCUCAUUCACCAGUAGGUGGCUCUGAAGAGACCUCUUACAGGUAACAUAGGAGAGAACGGGAGGGAGGGAGGGGUGAGAAAGGAAGAGAGAAAAACAGGUUGGGCCAACAGUUUGUGGUACUGUUUUGUGAUUUCUUUUGUUUUUUUUGUUAAUUAUUAUUAAUGUUAAUGCUGCCAUAUUUAUGUUUUUACCGAAGGAAAAAAUAUGCUUGCGUUGUAAUCAUGUAGUCAAACAAACAUAAAUGUAAACAGAUGUUGCCAAAUUAUAAAGGAACAGACCUAAAAGUAAUACAGUGCAAUACAUCAGUCCUGUGAUCAAUCUUUGCUUCAUGAAGGUUAUAAUAUUUGGUAUUUGAGUACCCUAAUUUAGAAAGCUGUAGAUUAACUGAACAAGAUCACAAACAUUAAGGGCCAUUCCUUGCUGGACAUGAGACUGCAUUCGUUUAGGUUUUCCUAAUAAAUUGGCUAAAUAACUACGUUUUCACAUGAACACUUUUCCGGGAGCUAUUUAAAUCUUUCUGGCGACCUAUCAAUGCCACAGAAGUCUGUUACGGACACUAUAAAAAACUGAAUGUAAUUAAUUUAAGGUAUGAACAAUGGAGGCACUUUGAACUUGACAGAUUCUAACCAUGUAGCUAACUCUUUUAACGUGUUGCAUUUUAGGUAGAUUCCUCAGAAGUACACAGUAUUGGUCAGUUUAAGCUGCCCCCAAGUCCAACAACUCAUAACGGCUGCACAUUGAAACCCUUCGUAGGUUUGUUGCGGCACAUCCUCUUCGUCUGUCCGUCCCCUUUGACGUUGUUUGAGUUGGUGCAUUAAUGUUCCUGUUAAUUUGUGCCAUGAGGCAUGCACAGUCCUGCAAGACCCUGAGCUACUACAGAUGACUAUUUAUUCCAUAUCGCGUUUCAGGAUGCUUUAUGUUAUAAUCCGCUGUGAACAGUGAAGACCCUGUUAUGUUAUGAACAAUGUAGGCUGCUUUUUUUUUUUUGCCAUGUAAGUUAUUUGCAUUAACGGAACACUAAAGGCUGUAUAAAAGGAAGCGUAGCAUAAAACAAAAGAUUUGUUUUAUUUAUGUGGGUCAGCCGCUGUCAACCUCUGGGCUCUAAUUUGAAUGACUGGCAACGUGCAAAGUUUUAGGUCUAACUAAAGCUCAUUUAAUAACUAGUCAAAGACAGUUUGCUAGUUUCAUGAUGACUAAGCUCAAUGUUUCGUUAUGCCACUCAAUAGCUGUACACGUUCAUGCACGAGAACUUUGUUUUAUGACUUUGCACUUUGCUGCCAAACAAAUUUGGGCCCGCUGUCUCACCAGUAAUUGGAAAGGCUGUAUAUGCUGAAUCCUUUUCUGCUUCAAUCUCUGUUCUUUUCAGUGAAGCGGUGAAAGUUGUGUAGUUGUUUGCACUACUGUAUAUGAAGGGACAAAAUCGUGCAAGCAUAUCAAAGAGUGUUUAAAACACUUAA
Molecule: messenger RNA, 4061 nt
Organism: Alosa sapidissima (American shad)
Lineage: Eukaryota; Metazoa; Chordata; Actinopteri; Clupeiformes; Clupeidae
Gene: clcn4
Product: chloride channel, voltage-sensitive 4
Exons: 12
Coding region: 179-2488 (769 amino acids)
Biological process (GO): transmembrane transport; chloride transport
Cellular component (GO): early endosome; Golgi apparatus; synaptic vesicle
Molecular function (GO): voltage-gated chloride channel activity
Source: RefSeq, a predicted model, not a curated record